Messenger RNA from Vigna umbellata (rice bean), 974 nucleotides. RefSeq lists its product as uncharacterized. NCBI's taxonomy places the organism in Eukaryota, Viridiplantae, Streptophyta, Magnoliopsida, Fabales, Fabaceae. The record is from RefSeq and is a predicted model, not a curated record.
UACACACCAAGACACAAACUAUAGAAGCUCAAUUCAUCAUUCACUUCAAAAUCUUCUCCUCAAACUCUCUCACAAAUCUUCAACUCUGAGCUUUCUUUUGCAAGAAGGUAGCAGCUAUGGAUCAAAACCAAAGCAAGUAUCAGGUUUUGAGGGAAUAUUUCAACAAUAGACAGUUUUUGAAAAGAACUUUGCAGUUUGUUCUCUCAGUUUCUGUGUUUUCUGUUUUUGUUUGGUACUCUUCUGGCUUUUCCAUACACCCUCAGUCCUUCAAUGCCUACUUCUCCACGUGCCUUUUCUCCAUGUUCACUCACACCCUUGAGAGAAAAUACGUGUUCCUCAUUUGUAACGGAAUCCUUGCAUUUGUAGCCAAGAUGUCACUCAUGAACUCUUCAGAUUCGGACUUUGACCAACUUUCCGAUCUGUCAGAGACAAAAACAACAGUUUCUGACAUGGUGGUUGCUCCUCUGGUCGAAAGUUUUGCGUCCCCAGAGAAUGUUUGUCUGGUGGUUGAAGAACAACAGGGGCAAGAGGAAUACACUGAAGAAGUUCCAGAAGACGAAGACCAAGAACAAGACACCAAAACCGAAGGAAGAGAAAGUGAAGGUUACAUUACUGAAGAGGAGAUCAAAGAAGGAGAAUCAGAUAGCGAGGUUGAGAUGGCACUAGAUGAUGAACUUGCAGAAACAACUACUACAACAAACAAUGAAGAGUUAUUACAUACAGAUGAACUGAACAGAAAGUUUGAAGAGUUCAUAAGGAAAAUGAAAGAAGAGAUAAGAAUUGAAGCUCAAAGACAGCUUAUUGCAGUUUAAUUAGUGCAUCUAUAAAAUAAAAGAAGACAAAGAAUAAAGUGCUUCAGUCUGUUUCAAAUAACUAGAGUUUAUUGAAACUUAGUCACUUUUGUUUGCAUGUGUAGAACUAUUCAUUCCAUGUUUUCCAUCUUUUAAGCUUCUUUCCUUUUCAGUACGAAGAAA